GCCUCUACCUGGCCACUCCCCUCCAGGGCAGCCAAGGGCACGUACCUUGCAGCCAGAGACCGUCCAGGCCCUUCUGGGCCCAGGAACUGUGCAGACAGAAGCUGUGCAGCCUGUCACCACCCUGGACUGGCUGCUGGCUGUUGGGACAUCCACCACCCCCAUCCCCUUAAUCCUUCGGCCUGGAUGCCUGUGCCAAAAGGGGCUGUCCCACCCCCUGAGCUGAGGGGCUGCCAGCACCAAUGGUUGCUGCCCUGGCUGCUCCUCAAGUGUCCUCGCCCCUGGCAACCCCUUGAGGGUCUCAGCCUGACUCCAAUGCUUCAGGUGAUGGGCUGCUAUUGGCCAGUCACAGGGGCCAAAGAGGUGCAGCGCAUGUUGGGUCCAGAGAUUGCGAACCGUCCAGCCUUGCCGCAAGCCGAGGGCUCUUUCCCAAGGCCACUUGCAUCCUGUAGAGCAGAACUGUAGAGUUGUGCAAAGGAUGCAGCAGCCACAGAAGUUGUGAAAGAUGGCCGGCCAUUUCCAGCUGCUCUCACCAGUCAGGUCUACCAGCCUGCCAACAUCCACCCUGCUGCUUCUGGGCUUGUCCACCUGUCAGGCAAAUGGGCAUCAUGUGAGACCAUAGUUUACUCUGGAUACCACAACUGAGUUACUGUAAUCCAAGGACAACCCACCAUGACUGAGUUCACAUGAGACACCAAGCACAAAGCUACAUCGUGUGAAUACAAAGGGUCGGUCUGGUUGGACGUCUCUAAGCAGGCUCUGCUAAGCUGCCAAGGGUUACCUGGAUUCCCUUGGGUACAGCUCUUUGGAACUGGGGGCAACCAUCUUGGUCCCCAAACUCACCAUCACUGCUUUGGAUGAGGAUCCUUAUCCCUGCAUGGGAAGAGCAAGCAGGAGGCUUUCUCCCUCCUAUCCCCAAUUCACACCCUACUUCUGCCUCCACUAACCCCAAGGACAGGCCCACAGGAUAGUCUCCCCUUUGUCUUCCAAGACUGCUGUUCAAGUGGCUUGCAAUCCCACCCCAGUCGGCUUCUUGCAUGGCACGCUCAGCAAUUCUCCAGCUCAGUAUGUUUUCCACAUUCCAGUCUAAAACUGGAAGAACAUUUCAACCCAAUUUUAAAAUCUUAACUGACAGUUUGUUCUAUAAUUGAGAAGUCACUGGGCAAGCCCAGGAUGGAUUCAGGCCUUUGGGCAAGGGGCAGCUGAAAUCCAACUGGUAAAAGUUCUUGGCAAAUCUGUAUGCUUAGCAAGUUCAACCUGUUGACCAUCCAAGAGUUGAGCAAUGGCUGUGUGGGAAGGGAGGAAGAGCAAGUCCUGCGCAACAGCUUCUGCGGCUUUGAUGAGCCAAGAGCUGCUGGGGCUUCCCAGGGUGGAGUCAGCAACACUCAGAGCAUCCUCUCCACCCCCACCAGGGCAGGGUCCUUGCAUCACUGCAGCCAGUGGCAGGUUGUGUGGGGACGGAGGCAUCUCUCUUCUCCCUUUAAUACCUGGCGCAGUUUCAAACUGAGGGAGAAGCCAGAUACGCCAGGGCUCAGAGGGAGUCUAGAGGCUCUGCCAAGCCACCUUUGGACUCAAUUCAAGGCAGCAGCAUGAAACUAGAAGCUGUCCUCCCUGGGCUGGCCUGGAUGCUUCAUGCAGCAGCAGCCCUGCAAAUCUCUGCCUUCAACAUCCGGAGUUUUGGAGACAGCAAACUGUCAGACCAGAGCGUUUCCAAAAUUAUUGUGAAGAUCCUUUCCCGGUACGACCUUGUCCUAGUGCAAGAGGUGAGGGAUGCUGAUCUCAGUGCAGUCCAGGAACUGCUGGAGCGACUCAACAGGGCCUCCAAGCACUCUUACAACUACGUGACCAGCAAGUCCUUGGGCCGGGAGAACUACAAAGAGAUGUAUCUCUUCCUGUACAGCUUCCCUUCCAGGACACAGAGCUUCUCGCUUGUGGACCAGUACCAGUACCCUAACCCCGACAGUACCUUCAGCAGGCCUCCGUUUAUCGUGAAGUUCGCUGCUUCUGGCUCAAAGAAUGAGCUGGUGCUGGUGCCCCUUCAUACUCCCCCAAAUGAGGCUGUGGCAGAAAUCGAUGCCCUCUACGACGUCUAUCUGAAGAUCAUUGACAAGUGGCAGACUGACAACAUCAUGUUCCUGGGAGAUUUCAAUGCCGAUUGCAGCUAUGUGGGGAAGAAAGACUGGAGCUCCGUCCGUCUGCGCACCAGCGAGGUUUUCCAUUGGCUCAUCUCAGAUGACGUGGACACCACCGUGGGUAACUCCGACUGUGCCUACGACAGGAUUGUUGUGAGCGGCUCAAAACUAAGGAAGUGGAUCGUGCCCAAGUCCGCCAAAGUUUUUGACUUCCAGAGGGCAUUCAAGCUGAGCCAAGAGGAGGCUCUGGCUGUUAGUGAUCAUUUCCCCGUGGAAGUGAAGCUGACAUCCCCCUGAAGCUCUCUGUUGCCAGGCUGCUUGGCCUUACAGGGUGGGAAGAGAGGGGAUACAGGGCUUCUUGCCACAGCCCCCACCACUCUACAGGCACCAGCACCACACAUCCUGCCUUGCAAGUCACCUCUGGAUUUCCAGUGACUUGGAUUCCCACUGGGCCUUGUGUUGACUAGGACCUGGGAUCCUGAAGGAACGGCUUCUUCAAAGUUUCUGAGCUGGAAAUGUGCUUGGACAGCUUAUACAACUGCUCAAGCCUGAGUGGCAGCUACUUCAUCCAACAAGAGUCCAUCUUUCCAACCCUUUUUCUGCUGGAUCUCCCCCGCCUCCCUGUCCUUUCCUUGCCUCUGGCUUAGCAGAGGACACUGGAAAGGCUAGGAUGCCUGCUUCCUGGGCCAGGUCUCCCUCCAGCCAACUGGACAGGCCUUGUCCAAACGGGGAAGGCUGCGGUGUGGUCUUGUAACAGGCUGGAGAUAUACAGCACAAAUCCUUAGUUGGCUACAAAAGUAUUUUGAGAACUCCAAGACCAUAACCCUCAACUUAACCUACCUCAUGUAAUGAUGGGUUGUGCAACUAUACCUACAGCUUUUGGACAAACAGCGUGAUAAAAAAAAUAAUAACUCAGCAAAAGAGUCGAGUUCCAUUUUUUAACAGGCAAAGCCGUCCAUUCAGAACACAAACCCAAAGGAAUUUCUGCUCAGGGUGGGGAGUAUAGGACAGUCACCUGAUAAGGUUUAAAAGCCAUUCAAGCUACUUGGGGAAGGCAAACUCUGUCCCCCCCAACCCCCGUCCAAAUAAAGCAGUUUGAGCAGCUCUUGAGAACAUGCAGGUCACCCCCAAAGGAGAAACUGCUUUAGAGAAUCAAUGCCUAGAUCUGGAUUCCCCACAGACUGGAAAAAAAGAGACCAGUCAAAUAGAAAAUCACACGCAUAAAAAACUAGAGAGUUUCUCGCAAUGACCAUCCACACCAUUUUACUCACACAACCAGACAUCUCAAUGGGUGCCCUGCUCCCCCAACCCAGCCACCCCAGGAGCACCUCACAGCAGCUCCAAUCCUCUGAAGCAGUAAGGCUUCUGUAGCAGAGUGGGAGGCCACCAGUGUGCAAAGGGCCAAGCUAGAGAAGGUGGCCCAGAGGCAGCCAAGUGCAGCUGGUGGGGUGGCCAGAGCAGCCAUGGUAGCCUUGCUUGCCUGGCAAAGAUGGUUUAAAGCAGUGGUCACCAACCGGUGGGUCCGCAAGAGAAUUUGGGUGGUCCGCAGCACACCCGGGUGGAGGAGCUGCUCCGGGAUGAGCAAUGGCCAGUCCUGUGACUAGAGCUCUGGAAUAUGGGACUGGCCAGGCAGCUCAUGGUGGGGCUGUAAAUCUCCGCCGUUGACGGAGGUUCAUGCAACUUUGUAGCGCUGCCCUCGCCAGCCAGAAUGAGGUAAUAGUUCAAGGGUGUGGUGGUGCAGGCGGGCCAAAGCAACUGGUGGUGGGAACCCCGGGCUGUUUCUUCUCCCUGCUGUAGCUUCCUGUAGCUAAAUCCAUCAGUGGCUGUCCCCGUCCCUCGCCCUCCCUUCACACUCACUCCUUGCCUGGCAAGGGAAGGCCGGCGAUGGAGAUUCGCUCCAUAUUCCAGAGCAGGAGCGAAGCUUCAUCUCUUGCUGGAUCUUGCAGGCGUUUCUUCCGGCCUUUGUUGGUGCUCCCUGCAUCUCGGUCUCUGAGAGAGAUGCUUGACUUCCUCUUAGCCCCAAGACACUGGCUAGCCCAUGAGAUGAGAGAGAGAGAGAGAAUGAAAGAGAGAGAAAGAAAGGGAGAUAGAGAUGAGAGAGAAAGAGGGGGAAGAGAUACGAGACGGGGGGGGGGGGGUAGAGAGAGAAAGAGAAAGAUAUAGAAUCAGAGAAUGAGAGAAAAAGAGACAGAAUGAAAGAGAGAAUCAGAGAGAGAGCAUGAGAGAUACUCAGAAUGAGAGAGAGAGAGAAAGAGACAGAAUGAAAGAGAAUGAGGGAGACAAAUGAGAAUGAGAGAGAAUGAGAGAAAGACAGAGAAUGAGAGAUUGA
Ahaetulla prasina is the source of this 4458-nucleotide messenger RNA. Its product is annotated as deoxyribonuclease-1-like 2. The transcript has 9 exons. Gene Ontology annotation, cellular component: nucleus. Bases 1587 to 2426 code for a protein of 279 amino acids. NCBI's taxonomy places the organism in Eukaryota, Metazoa, Chordata, Lepidosauria, Squamata, Colubridae. The record is from RefSeq and is a predicted model, not a curated record. Gene Ontology annotation, biological process: DNA catabolic process. Gene Ontology annotation, molecular function: DNA nuclease activity.